This is a messenger RNA of Cottoperca gobio, 1286 nucleotides long. It is a transcript of the gene krt98, whose product is annotated as keratin 98. The transcript has 8 exons. NCBI's taxonomy places the organism in Eukaryota, Metazoa, Chordata, Actinopteri, Perciformes, Bovichtidae. The record is from RefSeq and is a predicted model, not a curated record. Gene Ontology annotation, molecular function: structural molecule activity. The coding region runs from base 49 to 1245 and encodes 398 amino acids. Gene Ontology annotation, cellular component: cytoskeleton.
AACUCAAGUUAUCCUACCAGAUCCAGAUCCAGAUCCAGACCUCCCACCAUGUCUUUCAGCAGCAGAUCCUAUGGCCAGAGGACCAUGAGUGUCUACGGUGGAGCAGGAGGCCGUGGCACCCGCAUCUCCUCAUCCCAGCAGAGCUACAGCCCAUCCUCCGGAAGCUUAAACCUGUCUGAUGGCCUGGACCUCCACGUCAGUGCCAACGAGAAGGCCACCAUGCAGAACCUGAACGACCGUCUGUCCACCUACCUGGACAAAGUGCGCAAACUGGAGAAGGAGAACGACGAACUGGACAGGCAGAUCAGAGAUUUUUGCCAGAACCAAGUUCACAUCUCCCAUGACUUCACCAGCUACUUCGCCGUCAUCGAAGACCUGAAGGACAAGAUUCGUAUUUCCUCAAGGCUCAACGCCAAGACAGUCCUGGACAUUGACAAUGCAAAACUGGCUGCUGAUGAUUUCAAAAUGAAGUAUGAGAACGAGCUGUCCAUGAGGCUGGCUGUGGAGGCCGACAUCGCUGGGCUGAAGAGGGUGCUGGAUGAGAUGAAUCUGACCAGAAUGGACCUGGAGAGUCAGUAUGAGUCCCUGAAGGAAGAGCUCAUCAUGCUCAAGAGGAAUCACGAAGAGGAGUUGAUUCUGCUGAGAAAACAAAUGGGCGGCCAGGUCAACGUGUCCGUGGAUGCCUCUCCCUCUACAGACCUGAACCAGGUCAUGUCAGAGAUCAGGGAACAAUACGAGUGUGUGAUUAGCAAGAACCGCAAGGAACUCGAGGGGUGGUACCAGAACAAGAUCGCAGUGGUGGAGCUUGACGUGAAGACAAACACACAGACUCUGGUGACAACCCGCACAGAGAUUAAGGACCUGAAGAGCACCCUCCAGAGGCUUCAGAUUGAACUGCAGUCCCAUUUGAGCAUGAAAGCGUCUCUGGAGGGCACCCUUGCAGAGACCCAGUCGCGCUAUGCUGCACAGCUAGCAGGCCUCCAGAACAUGGUCACAAGCCUGGAGGCUCAGCUGUCCCAGCUCUACACCAACAUCACCAGCAACAAGCAGGAGUACGACAUACUGCUGGACCUCAAGACCCGGCUGGAGCUGGAGAUCGCGGAGUACAGGAGGUUGCUGGAUGGGGAGGAUGAAAGUUCAAGACAAGUGAUCACAAAGGUCAUCACAGUGGUGCAGACCGUUGUGGAUGGAAAGGUGGUCGAGAGCAGCAAGACCGUUGAUGUCGACGUGGAUGAGAUUGAGUAAUAUUUUGGAAGCAUUGACAAAAAUAAAUAAAGAUCAUGCAG